GAAGUGACGCUGCGUAGUUGCUACGCACCAUGAUACGCUCGUGGCAACCAGCCGUAUCCCGCUAGCGAAUAUCCUGUUUUUAAUGCAGGUUUGCGUUUCAUUUGUGCGUCUUUUCAACAGAAUACAUUCUCUUCUAAAGAAGUAGGCUACAUGCGGCUGUGCCUCUGAAACACCGUUUAAAGAGCGAGCCUUCGGUAGGUAGGAAAUCGCUGUCGUUCUGUUAAAGUUAGCUAACCUAGUCGUGGUUGGUUGGACUAAGUUAUGCUAGCUGUCAAGCUGAUAAUAUCAAGUUUUGUGUCUUGGAGAAGGCUGCCAUGUUCAACCCCAGUGAUCUAGAAGGUGAAGUGGAUCAUUCAUUUUUCGACAGCGACUGUGAUGACAGCAGCAUCAGCCGAGAUGGCGGGAAGAAGAUGGAGAAAUGCUUGAAGACUGAAAAGGAGAACCAAAUAGCACAUGAGAGGCUGCAUGCAAAAGAGACUGAAAAUAGUGGUCGGACCAGUGCAUCAUCUGUCGCAUGCACGUCGGAGAAAGUCAUCAGUAAUCGUAGUGAUAGUGAGGAAGAUUCAAAUUUGCACUCGGGAAGGCCCACUGGAACAUUUAUGGCUUUGCUGACUGAGCCCAGACAGGUAGAUCAUCAGGAUGCAUACAGCCAGACUCCAAAUGAGUCUGACGAGGAGGCAUUACCGUCCAGUGCCAAAAAUUUGGGCUCAAAGGGGAGAAAUAACCAGUCUCCUAAAAAACGUACAAGAAAUCGUUGCACCCGAAGCCCAUCCCCAACGUCAUCCGAAUCUAGUGUAGAUGCAGACUCAGAGGGCUCCUGUAGCAGUGGCAACAGAAGAAGGAGUUUAGACUCCCUGACCCUUCCCGGGCCCAGCAGAUCUUCUUUAUCACCAGGAAUGAGUAGGAUCCGAGUGGACUCGGCAGGAUCACGGGAUUCAGACGACACUGUGACAGAUGUGAGCCCCCUCUCCUCUUCUGACGCCAGCCCUCUCCAGUCGUUUGGCCUGAACCACAAGGAGGCAGAAGAAGGAAACCAUAAAGAGCCGCAACAGCAGGAGAGUGUGCCCUCCAGUGGCCUCAGCAACAUACAUCAAGAUGAGGACUUGGAUCAUGAUGUAAACGAGUGUACUCUGAGCUCAGAGAGUCAGCUUGGAGAUCAACUGGUCUUCCACUGUCCUGGAGGGAGAAACAGGAAGAACUACUCAUUCACCAAUGAUGAAGUCCGAUCCAUUGACUGUGAGAACCAGCGACUUCUUCGGGAGCUUUCGCGUCUUUCUUCAGGGUCCAGACCACGAAGUACAGCAAGGAAGACAACCCGUGUGGCCAAUAACUCACCACUCAUUCGCAUCUCUCACAGCGCACUCAACAGGCAGCGGGAACAGCAGCGCAUAGAGAGAGAGAACCUGGCUUUCCUGAAGAGGCUGGAAUCUGUCAAGGCCACUCCUGGUAUAAAGCGCUCAGAACAACUGGCAGACUACCAGAGACAGGUUGGGUACCUGCGAGCUCCUUCAUACCCCCUCAGUGUGUCCGCCACAAAGAAAGGGAGGUCUGCCAGCAAGACACCCUCAGCAGGUCCCAGGUCAGGCAGUUCUGCCCAACAGAGCUCCAGAGCAGUCUCCACCACCUCCGACUCCAGCAGCGCAUCCAUGCCGAGGUCAAAAAAGCCAAGUGCAGCCCGACCAGCGUGGUGCUGAGAACACUGCUGCUUUCAGAUAUCUGCUCUACAAAGAAGCACAUCACUGCAUCCAACAGUGGUAUCCGUUGAUAUCCAUUCAUCAUUUGAGGUUCAGUUUGCAAGGUACUAAACUUAAACGAUCUUGACUUGACAAACUGUUCAGUGAUUUGUGUUGUUAUGCUUAUCAGUUACAAAGAAGUUGCACUUUUAGCUCAGAGCAUAUUGAUAUGCAUGUCAGUAGUUCAACUGUGGCUUUUUAACAGUGCGGUAACUCUUCACAGCUUGCUACCUGUGUUUUUCGCAGGAAAUAUUGCCUAUACUUCAACAGCCAUCACGACAUAACAGACGGUCGAUUGUUUAUUAGCUCAGUGAGUGGUGUUUCCAUUAAAGCUGCAGUUUUUUUGUUUACCGCCUUUUCUCACAUUUGUACAGUUUAUGAAGUGAUAAAGAUUUAUGUUUUUAAACAAUUAAAAUAUAUAUAUAUAUUUGAAAUUA
Messenger RNA from Scatophagus argus, 2170 nucleotides. RefSeq names its product cilia and flagella associated protein 97 (gene cfap97). Gene Ontology annotation, biological process: spermatogenesis. The coding region runs from base 315 to 1694 and encodes 459 amino acids. The record is from RefSeq and is a predicted model, not a curated record. Lineage: Eukaryota; Metazoa; Chordata; Actinopteri; Scatophagidae. The transcript is spliced from 5 exons.